Molecule: messenger RNA, 1471 nt
Organism: Benincasa hispida (wax gourd)
Lineage: Eukaryota; Viridiplantae; Streptophyta; Magnoliopsida; Cucurbitales; Cucurbitaceae
Gene: KCR1
Product: beta-ketoacyl reductase 1
Cellular component (GO): endoplasmic reticulum
Molecular function (GO): ketoreductase activity
Source: RefSeq, a predicted model, not a curated record
CCAUGCAGUUCUCACCUAAAAGCUGAAACACAAAACUCUCCAUUGGAAGUGGUAAGAUUCUUAAUGAGGCGGUUUGCUCAUCUACUUCAGCAACCCAUCAUCCGUUUCCAUAAAUGAAAUCCCCUCCAUCUUUUUCUUUAUCUUCCUCUCCAUUUCCUUAGAAAUCUGCCUUUUGUUCCUUUAAAACCCAGAUUUCUACUCCCAAAUUCUCCCAGUUCAAACAUGGAGCUCAGUUGUUUUGAGCAGCUUAAAUCCCAGCCCUUCUGGGUUUUCUUCCUAUUCGCAUUGGGUUCUCUCUCCGCUCUGAAAUUCUUACUAAUCUUUCUCAAAGGGAUCUAUGUCAAUUUCCUUCGACCCCCAAAGAAUCUCAAGAAAUACGGUUCAUGGGCUCUCGUCACCGGACCCACUGAUGGAAUCGGUAAGAGUUUCGCUUUUCAAUUGGCUCGCAAAGGUCUCAAUCUCGUUUUGGUGGGUCGGAACCCUGAGAAACUCAAAGACGUUUCGGAUUCAAUCGUUGCUAAAUACGGCAGCAUUCAGAUAAAGUCCGUAAUUGUUGAUUUCUCCGGCGAUCUCUCAGAAGGGAUUAAGAGAAUCACCGAAGCGAUCGAAGGGUUGGAUGUUGGGGUUUUGAUUAACAACGUCGGGGUUUCGUAUCCGUAUGGAAGGUUUUUUCACGAAGUGGAUGAGGAGCUUCUGAAUAACUUAAUCAAGGUUAAUGUUGAAGGCACCACCAAGGUGACUCAUGCUGUUUUGCCUGGAAUGUUGAAGAGGAAGAGAGGCGCCAUUGUUAACAUUGGUUCUGGUGCUGCCAUUGUUAUUCCCUCAGAUCCCCUGUAUACUGUCUAUGCUGCCACCAAAGCGUACAUCGACCAAUUCUCGAGGUGCCUGUAUGUGGAGUACAAGAAGAGUGGAAUUGAUGUGCAAUGUCAGGUUCCGCUAUAUGUUGCCACCAAGAUGGCAUCUAUUCGAAGAUCAUCCUUCUUUGUUCCUUCAACGAAUGGAUAUGCAGCAGCAGCUCUCCGUUGGAUUGGAUACGAGCCUCGCUGCACACCGUAUUGGCCCCAUCAACUUUUAUGGGGUUUGGCAUACUCGUUGCCGGAGUCUGUUGUCGAUGCUUGGCGCUUGAACUUUUGUCUUGGCAUCAGAAAGAGAGGACAAUUGAAGGACUCCAGGAAGAAAGAGUAGGAAGAUUAAGGAUAUAUAGUUCUAAUUUGUGGAGAAGAAAAACAUUUCUCCUUAGUGUCUCAGCUACUUUGUUGAAAUUUGGAACACAAGCAUACUAGAUCUGAAUGUUUUCUUUUAUUGUUCUUUGAUGACCUUCCAAUAUAUCUUUUCCAUUUUAGAUCCUCCUUUUUUGAUAUUUUUCUCUUGAGAAGGUAAAAAGACUAGGCAAUGAUGUGCUCCAUUUUGUUCUCUUCUCAUCUUAAAUGUUACACGUAUGACAGUUUUUAUGAAUAUCCCCAUUAGCCCA